AUGGCGGCCUCAGCCCUUUUGAAGAGCCGUAUUCGGCGUCCUUCUUACUUGAAGAAGCUUGCGCAGCCUGAGGACCUUAUCCACCAUUUCCCCAGUGGCGCCUACAUCGGCUGGUCCGGUUUCACUGGUGUUGGAUACCCUAAGAUGGUCCCUACCGCACUUGCCGAUCACGUCGAGAAGAACAACCUCCAAGGCCAAUCGAAAUACACUCUGUUCGUCGGAGCUUCCUCCGGCGCAGAGACCGAGAACCGUUGGGCAAAGCUGAACAUGAUUGAGCGCCGCAGUCCUCACCAGGUCGGAAAGGAGAUUGCCAAGGGAAUCAACAAUGGACAAAUCAAGUUCUUCGAUAAACAUUUGAGCAUGUUUCCCUCGGAUUUGGUCUAUGGCUACUACACAAAGGACAGGCCGACCAACAAGAUCGACGUCGCCGUUAUCGAAGCCUCUGCCAUCACAGAAUGCGGUGGUAUUAUUCCCGGUGCCUCGGUCGGCGCCUCGCCUGAGUUGAUUCAGAUGGCCGAUAAGGUCAUUAUUGAGCUUAACACCUCCAUGCCUUCUUUCGAGGGUUUGCACGAUAUCGUCGGCUCCGAUCUGCCUCCGGGCCGCAAGCCAUACCUCAUCAUGGCACCGGAGGACCGCAUCGGAAAGCCAUUCAUCCCCGUUGACCCCGAGAAGGUCGUUGCCGUCGUGGAAUCCACCUACCCCGACCAGACUCAGCCCAACUCCCCUGAAGAUGAGGGCUCCCAAGCCAUCGCCUCCAACCUGAUUGAGUUCCUCAAGCACGAGGUCAACCACGGUCGCCUUCCCAAGAACCUCCUUCCCAUUCAAUCCGGCAUCGGUAACAUUGCCAACGCCGUCGUCGGAGGUCUCGCCAAGGGCGGUGCCGACUUCAAGAACCUCAAGGUCUGGACUGAGGUUCUGCAAGACUCCUUCCUCGACCUCUUCGACAGCGGAAACCUGGACUUUGCCACUGCUACUUCCAUCCGUUUCUCCCCCGACGGUUUCAAGCGUUUCUACGAUAACUGGGAGCAAUACGCCGACAAGCUCCUCCUCCGUUCCCAGCAGGUUUCCAACAGCCCCGAGAUCAUCCGUCGUCUCGGAUGUAUCGGAAUGAACACCCCUGUCGAAGUGGACAUCUACGCCCACGCCAACUCCACCUGUGUCAUGGGCUCCCGCAUGCUGAACGGUCUUGGUGGUUCCGCCGAUUUCCUGCGUAACUCCAAGUACUCCAUCAUGCACACCCCGUCUACCCGGCCUAGCAAGACCGACCCCACCGGUGUCAGCUGUAUCGUUCCUUUCGCUACCCACAUUGAUCAGACCGAGCAUGAUCUCGACGUUAUCGUCACUGAGCAGGGUCUUGCCGAUGUCCGUGGUCUGUCGCCCCGUGAGCGUGCCCGUGUUAUUAUUAAGAAGUGCUCGCACCCUGAUUACUACCCCAUUCUCACUGAUUACCUGGAUCGUGCGGAGUUUGAGUGCUUGCGCAAGGGUAUGGGCCACGAGCCGCACAUGCUCUUCCAGGCUUUCAAGAUGCACCAGAACCUCCAGGAGAAGGGUACCAUGAAGAUUGACUCUUGGGAGUAA
Molecule: messenger RNA, 1578 nt
Organism: Penicillium pulvis
Lineage: Eukaryota; Fungi; Ascomycota; Eurotiomycetes; Eurotiales; Aspergillaceae
Gene: coaT
Product: acetyl-CoA hydrolase ACH1
Exons: 3
Coding region: 1-1578 (525 amino acids)
Biological process (GO): acetate metabolic process
Cellular component (GO): mitochondrion
Molecular function (GO): acetate CoA-transferase activity; acetyl-CoA hydrolase activity
Source: RefSeq, a predicted model, not a curated record